Messenger RNA from Alosa alosa (allis shad), 1823 nucleotides. It is a transcript of the gene endog, whose product is annotated as endonuclease G. NCBI's taxonomy places the organism in Eukaryota, Metazoa, Chordata, Actinopteri, Clupeiformes, Clupeidae. Gene Ontology annotation, molecular function: nucleic acid binding; RNA endonuclease activity; metal ion binding. Bases 92 to 1036 code for a protein of 314 amino acids. Gene Ontology annotation, cellular component: mitochondrial inner membrane; nucleus. The record is from RefSeq and is a predicted model, not a curated record. Gene Ontology annotation, biological process: apoptotic DNA fragmentation. The transcript has 3 exons.
CAAUCUGCGACGAUUUUACAGCAGGCAUGCACGGAUUACGUGAGCUCAGGGUCAUUCAUUGAUAAUACUGCACAUUUUACAUUGCAAUAAAAUGCAGCAUGUGUUUUCUUCUAAGUUAUUUGUGUCCGGCGCAUCUUUGGCAAUUGGCGUCGGUGUAGGUGCUGUUUUGGUAGGAUUUAAUACUGACAAUGGCAAAUACUGCCGGGGAUUUAAGUCACACCGAGGAGUUCUCGAACGGGUCCCUGUCAUACCUAUCCCAAGUGUUGAUGCCGCCUCUGACUUGAUACCACAUCAGCCAGGUCAGGUAGGGAUCUCAAAAUCUACUGCUGCCAUGAAGUAUGGCUUCCCCUCCCUGGCAAACAUCAAAACUAGAGAGUCUUACGUGACUUCUUACGACCCCAGGAAUAGGACUGCCGCGUGGGUCAUAGAGCAACUAAACCCCGAAACACUCACGGGCUCCUCGGACAGGAAAUGUUGCGAAUUCAAAGAAGAUGAUUCGGUGCACAUUUACCACAGAGCGACUAAUGCAGAUUACAAAGGAACCGGAUUUGACAGAGGACAUCUGGCCGCUGCUGCCAAUCACAAGUGGAGUCAGAAGGCGAUGGACGACACGUUUUACCUGAGUAACGUGUCGCCGCAGAAUCCCCAUAUGAACCAAAAUGCAUGGAAUAACCUGGAGAAAUACUGCCGAUCACUCUCAAAGCAUUACCUGAAUGUGUUUGUGUGCACUGGACCACUCUACCUGCCAAGACAGGAGCCCGACGGUAAGAUGUACGUGAAGUACCAGGUGGUGGGCAAGAAUCACGUUGCCGUGCCGACGCAUUUUUUCAAGGUGCUGAUCCUGGAGAAGCCGCGCGGGGAGGUGGAGCUUCGCUCUUACGUCAUGCCAAACGCGCCCGUGGACGAGAAGAUCCCGCUCGAGCGCUUCCUGGUGCCCAUCGAGAGCAUCGAGAGGGCGUCCGGCCUGCUGUUCGUCCCCAACAUCAUGAAGAGGACCAGCGUCCUGCAGGCCAUCACCAUGGGGGGGCGCUCCUGAGCUUGGCCGUCUGAGGAGGAGGUGAGGAGCAGGGAGGAGGUCACUCUGAUCAAGAUCAAGUCUCCAAACUGGCUACUGAAAAUGCUGCACAGCAGCAACUGUGAGCUUUGCUGUCUCUCGAGUCAAAUCGUAGACAUUAUCAAAGUGUUCUCAACAACUUUAGGGCCCACCGUCCGCAAGCACUGUUCACGUGUCAGUCAAAAAGACAAGUAUUUUGUAAAAGGAGGACUUUUAGUUAAUUGUUGAUGUUUUGUUAUCUUCUACUACUGGUCUUGUGCAUACCUGUACUCACUCAUGAAUGUUGAGUUUGUGAUGGCAAACUCUUGCGUCCACUGCAGUAGUAUCACUGGUCAGCACUCUGGGCUGAAACCUGUAGAGAGCCCACAGGUUACAGAUUACAGGUACUUACUGUAUUUGAGCAUUGCAAGUGAUAAUAAUGUUGCUAUUACAAUUCACCCAUCAGUGCUCACAAAACAGCAAUGAUCUCAGGGUUAGUAAUCUCAGAAGUCUGAUCAUCACUGAGCCAGUUUGGCCUUAGAAUACCCCGUAUGAAUUUUACUCUACAGUAGUCAUGUUACACAAGCAUAGUACCAAAGCCAGACUGCUAGACACACAUGAUUCUCAAAUCAAGAAAGACGCUGAAAUCUGAAAUGACACAAAGAGGGACACUUAACAGAUCACUGGAAGCUCUAUGUGAAGAUUUGAUUUUUGUAAGUAUGGUUACAUUCGUUAUGUAAAAACACUGUCAAAAACUGCACAAAUAAAGAGUAACAUUUAGGAAAUUAAA